UUGCAGCAAACAGUUUAUUCAAAUCGUUUGUCGUUGUCGGACUUUAAAGCCAACGCCGUAUUUUCGUUGAGCAUAGUUGGCGUUUAAGUGCCAACAAAAUCCUUUUUUUUUGAUUAACGGACCCUAACGUAAAGGCCUCGGAUUUAUUUGUGAAAACGUAGCAGUUUACUGUGUCGCUUAAGAAAAAAAGGAUUACCUGUCGACAACAAAAUACACAACAAAAAUGUUGAGAUUUAUCACCCUAACCGCACUCAUUGCUCUGGCAGCAGGUCAAGGAUAUCAUAGCGAUCCCAAGACAGCAGCUAUUAUAAGCGAGCAGCGUUAUCUGUCUGGUGACGGCAAAUUUGGUGCUGCCUACACCCAAGAGGAUGGCAUUAACUUCAAAGAAGAGACCGAUGCUGAUGGUACACGUCAUGGCAGCUACAGUUAUGUAGAUCCAACUGGUCAGAGGAGAACUAUUUCGUAUACAGCCGGCAAAAAUGGAUUCCAAGCAUCUGGUGAUCAUUUGCCCGUUGCACCUCCAGCACCACCACAGCCUGUGCCACAACCCGGCUAUGCACCACAGCCACAAUACCAACCACCAGCAAGCAAUUAUCGCGCCGAUGAUUACGGUGAUGAUGGCUCUUACGAUCCUCGUUACAAUGAUCCCAACUUCAGUCAAAAUCAACAACCCUACCGUCAACCUGCUCCCGCUCCAGCCUACAAUCCACCAGCUCCCGCUUACAAUCCUCCAGCUCCUGCCUACAAUCCACCAGCUCCAGCAUACAAUCCUCCACCACCACAAUACAAUGCUCCUCAGCCCCAAUACAAUCCACAACCCCAACAAUACUAUCAACCCACAACACCCAAUCCCCAUCGUUUUGCACCACCCGGUAAACUCUCUCUGAAUCGUACACCCGAUGGUUUUACAUACAGUUUUAACAAAGUUCGUUAAAUGCCUAGUUGAUAAUGCGUUAAGAGAGUGAUAGAAUGAGUUUUGUUUAAUUUUUUUCAUUUGUAAUAAAUAUUUUAAACAAUUUUUAUUAGUUUAUAUCAGUGUCCCACAAGGAACUACCUUUUUUAUAAUAUUUCUUCUUUUUUAUAAAUUUUAUAUUUCUCUUUCACUCUCUUUCACAUUUUCAUACUCAACCAUUUAGUUGGAGACUCUAUUCACAAUCACUGCCGUUUUCCGUUCCACCACUAUAAUGAUCGCGAUCUAUAACCCAACCUCUCUAUACGUUUCCAUUUUCCAUUACCACUUUGCCCUUCCACCAACCAACUUCAUCCUCACGCAAUGCAUUUUUUAUUUCCUUUCGAACUCUCUUGAUCUUGUGAUAUCUCAAAAAUUGUUGCAACAAUUCUUUUCAGGUUUAAUUUUCCUUUAUUUUAAAUAUUUUUUUGUUUGUUUUAUAAUUUAAAUAACUUUUCCUACUGAACAAAUACUCUCCUGUAUUUCGUAAGAAUUUAUUAUAAAGAACAACAAAAAAACUGUCAACCUCAAGUAUAAUGUGUGUGCUAACAAAAGGUUUGAAUCUUUUUUGAAAAUAGAAAAGUUAUAAUAAAAAUUAAUGAAAUUCAA
This is a messenger RNA of Musca domestica (house fly), 1558 nucleotides long. RefSeq lists its product as uncharacterized. The record is from RefSeq and is a predicted model, not a curated record. Gene Ontology annotation, molecular function: structural constituent of chitin-based larval cuticle. NCBI's taxonomy places the organism in Eukaryota, Metazoa, Arthropoda, Insecta, Diptera, Muscidae. The transcript is spliced from 3 exons. Gene Ontology annotation, cellular component: chitin-based extracellular matrix. Bases 224 to 934 code for a protein of 236 amino acids.